Messenger RNA from Radiomyces spectabilis, 2233 nucleotides. RefSeq lists its product as uncharacterized. The record is from RefSeq and is a predicted model, not a curated record. The transcript is spliced from 6 exons. Bases 66 to 2054 code for a protein of 662 amino acids. NCBI's taxonomy places the organism in Eukaryota, Fungi, Mucoromycota, Mucoromycetes, Mucorales, Radiomycetaceae.
UUUUUUUUUUUUUUUUUUUUUUGAGGGGCCGUUCUGGGCAAUGCACGAAUUGACGGCUUCCUUCUAUGAAUAUUUAUCAGCAUCGUCUUGACUCCUUCAGUCGUUCAUCAGUAACGUGGCCUCACAAACGGAGGAAACAACAAAGUCCCGAAGCUUUGGCGAAAGCAGGGUUCUACUUUGUGCCAGAGAUAACCAAGGAUACCGUGCGUUGUUUUCUUUGCGACAUUGAACUUGAUGAUUGGAAACGCGGUGACACUCCCACUGCUCGCCAUGCCCACGCUUCGCCGACGUGUGCCUGGGUGUUGUUAAACUUUCCCGACGACUUUGACGUGUUACCCAUCCAUCCUGACAAUCCCGAUACAUUUCCCAAAAGUCGCACCAUGCACAAAGCUCGAUUGCACACGUUUACAGUUCACAAGUACUGGCCUCCAAAAUUAACCAAGAAAUAUCGCAAACAGUGGCCGCUCCCAAAAACACUUGCCGAUGCAGGAUUCUUUUUUUUUCCCACCACAGAUCAAGUCGAUCGCAUCAUGUGUCCCUAUUGUCGUUGUUCUCUCACAGAACUUGAGCGAUCCUCCCGUGUACUAUCACGUCACAAGGAAAUGGCAUCGAAUUGUUCAUUUUUACAAAACACGGAAGAAAUGACAAAACAGAGCUCUCCCGACACUGCCAAUACCUCUGUACCCGAAGAAGAGGAUGGUUACGUGACCGCCACUGAUGAAUUACAUAAUACAAAGCGCAUGUCAGCAACUUAUUCCGAGCCAACGAUCGGUCGGCGCAAGCAAGCCAGACCGAGUAACACCGAUACCCAAGAUGAAUUAAGCAUGGAACAAGAACUGCCGGCCAAGCGAAAACGUCCCGCAAAAAAAGCAGAUACCCAUAAUGCAAUGGACGUGGACAUCGCCUUGGGUGGUGACGCGUCGCAAUCCACGUCAGUAAAGGACAAGGUGACAUCUCAGCAAGACAGUGUUUGGGAUAUCGAAAAAGCGUAUGAGCCGCAGCCACAUGUUCAUCUCGUACCAAAGACCACGCUGUUAACCUACUCGAAGAAGCAUCGAAAGCGGACUCGCCAACAAUCAAACGAUGAGCUGAUGGCGUACCGACUAGAAUGUGAAGCCAUGAAUCGAGUGGCUUCACCCGAACUCGGUUUUGAAUGGGAAGCUCCCCUACAGAGCCUAGAAAGGAUCCCAGAGAAGGAGGAGGAGGUACCGAAGAAGAAGGAUAAAGGAAAAGGAAGGGCCGCAGAUUGCCUCCCUUCUGUUGUUAUACCAUCGCCGACGCCACUGACUCCAAAGAAAUCACUCAGUCUUUCAAAAUCGAGAGUAAAAGCAAAAGAAACCACCACUUGUGAUUCCGACUCGCCGACAACAGUCGCUUCAGCUGUAGAUUCGACAGCGAUAGCCUCGUCUUCCUCGUCGUCCCUGAUGCACAAUAAUGCAUCCUCUUCCGCCUAUCCUGCUCCUUCUCACGCCGUUGCUCCAAGCAGCGCAACCACUCCAUCGGGAUCUACAGUGAAUCAUCCUCACCAUUCACAAAGUGGCAAAGACAAUGGUGGAGGACGACCAGGCCGAUACUCUACUUCUCUGAAAUCCUCCGACCGUCUUCAGGCGAGUUAUCUCCAAGAGAUUCUCAAGUUGCCCGUCACCACGACCGCAAAACCGUCCAACGAACAGUAUGUCUUUGAUCACAUCCUACGUCUCGAUAAUGAACGGGCGCGGGACACUGUGUGCCUGCCGGAUGAUCGUGAUGAUGAUGAACAUCCAGUCCAGGAGAAACCUCAAGAAGGACACGACACGGGUGACAUGCCAGCCAUCCAGGUACCCGAGCUUGAUUUAUUGCCAAAAGAUCUGAAUAUCGCGUCCCUUUCGGGGGCCGAACGAGAAAUGACAGUCGAGCAGUACAUGCGCCACCUGAUAGAUGAGGAAAUCGGCCGAGUCCGGCAAUACGGUGAACAAGAAAUUACUCAAAUCCGCUCCGCAAUGGAACGCGUCGGUGAGGAUGUGAUUGCUGGUCAAUUCGAUGACCUUUUCUCCGACCACAAUGCUUCUGUAUAAAUCCUCUUUUUUUUUUUCUCUGUGUUUCUUUGUACAUGCUUUUUUACUGCCAUGGCUCUUUUUCGAAUCCACUGGGCCCCAUAUCUUGUUGAUGGUUUUUUUUUUCUCUUUACCAAAUUAGGAGAAAAAACGAUGCCGGUUCAAUCACUGAAUAAACUUGAUCUGUUAUUUCGAUUCAA